AUGACAACAGCAAUUAUCACAUCAAACGAUCUACUGAUAAGGGGUUCCUACAGCUUGAGGCGCAUUCCGACCUUCCGACCUUCGGUCCGCAUAAAGCGGCUGUCGCUGCCAAUUUGCUCUAAGCAUUUUUUGGAGCCCCGCUUAUUCCACAAUGCCCGUGCGGAGUUGCCCGACAUGGCAGUCUCGGCAAAUGCGGGCGUCAACGGUAUCUUGGAAUCGAACUCGGACGGAGAGCUCUCUGGCAAAGAGAGCAUCGAAGAGGAGGCACGGCUAGCCCGGAAGCGCCUCCGCGCUCUGACCCCCUACCUGGUCUCCUCACCCACUCAUGGAAUCAUCGGUACCUCUAAGUACGCCGACCGGCUCAGGAAGGACAUCGUGGCGGCUGCACGUGACACCAGCAGAAAGGCUGUGCUCAUCUUCGGCGAGCCGGGGCUACAAAAAUCCAAUUUGGCGACUCUGAUUCACUUCGGGGGGCCCAGCCGCACCACCCCCAUGGCCUACCUGGACUGUGCCCGGCUGGACGCCUUGGGGGCGGAGCUGUUCGGGCGGGGGGAGAAAGCGGGGUUGGUGGAGCUGGUGGAGGAGGGAACACUGCUGCUGAAGAACGUACACAAGAUGCCUCCCGCCCUGGUUCCCAAGCUGGUUCGGCUGUGUGGGGAGCGGAUCUACCGCCGAGCCUCACUGAUGGGCCCCCCUGGAGAGGCCGCCAACCCCGCCGCGUCCAGUAUGGACCCCCCGAGGGACAACCUGCCGCCGCUGCGACGAGCCAACUGCCGGAUCAUCAUGACGUCCAACCGUCAGCUACCCCAGGUCGAUGACAAGGUGGCGACCGUCAUCAAAGUACCGCCGCUGCGACUGCGGCCCCGGGAUGUCAAGGACCUGCAGCGCUUCUACCUGACACAAACCAUGAGGACCAGGGAGGGCGCCUCGGCCACCUCGUCGCCACGUCUGACGGUGACGCCCGCUGCCGUGCGGCAGCUGGAGAGCUACGGCUGGCCCGGAAACAUAACGGAGCUUCAGACGGUUGUGGAGCGGGCGGUGCUUCAGGGCCUGGAUGGGGGUGUCCCGCCGGGGGGCAGACUCAAUGAGGAGGUGUUCUGGUUCGCGAAGCAGGCCAAGGACCGUUUCCGCCUCAACCUGCUGGCCGUAUACCCCCCCCUCCGCCGCCUUCUGAGGUCCACCUGGUGGCCCAAUGAUAUUAAUUUCAAGUUCACGGCCAUUGUGUACCCCAUCAUUGUGGCGCUGCUGCUGUGGGGGCCCCAGGACCGACUCCACAACCCUGCUCUGGCUGUGUUUUGGGACUAUUGGUGGCCGCUGGUGUUCAUGUCGUUCCCGUUGCUGGGCCGGGUGUGGUGCGCGGUGUGCCCCUUCAUGAUCUUCGGGGAGCUGGCGCAGAGGUGGAGGACCGAGAGCAGCCCGGGGAGAGGGGGAGCGGCCAAACUGCUCAAGUGGCCGCGGGACGCGGCCGAGCGCUACGGGCCCCCCUUUCUGUUCUCCCUCUUCGCCGCCAUCCUGGUGUGGGAGGAGGUGUGGGACCUGCCGCACACCGCCGCGCUGUCCGGCUGGCUGCUGCUGCUAAUCACGGCGGGCGCGGUGGUGUGCUCGCUGGUGUUCGAGAGGCGGCUGUGGUGCCGCUACCUGUGCCCCAUAGGCGGCAUGAACGGGCUGAUGGCCAAGUUGUCGGUGACGGAGGUUCGAGCUCGGCAGGGCGUGUGCUCGGGCGAGUGCAACACGUACCACUGCUACAAGGGCGGCUGCUCCACUCUCCCUGACGGCUUGGAGAGCCCUGGCUGCCCCCUGUACAGCCACCCGGCACAGCUAACCGACAACCGCAACUGCGUCAACUGCAUGGAGUGCCUCAAGGCCUGCCCCCAUGGCUCUGUGGAGUUCCGGUUGCGGCUGCCCGGCAGCGACCUGUGGAGCGGUCACUCGGCCUCAACGAGCGAGGUGGCCCUCAUGUUCAUGUUGCUUGGAUCGGUCUUUUUGCACCACCUCGACGGACUGGCAGCGCAGCUGGGAAUAGAUCCUGCGGCAGCAGGUCUGACGGCCGUAACACCGCAGCACAUCGGCGCAUCCAUUGUCGUACUGGCGGCACCAGGUCUGACGGCCUGGGGCGCCGACACCGCCGCCAGGCGCAACCCCGGCGGUGGCGCCGCCGCCGUCACGUUCCUCUCCAACUUAGCGGCGCAGGUUACAAACCACGGACGUACGGCUAAUGCCGCCAGCAAGAGCAACAGCGGCGGGCCGGUGGCACCGACGCUGCCACAACCUGCACAGUUCCUUGCCCUGUCGUACGGCUACCUGCCGCUGCUGUGGUCCGCCACUUUGAGCCACUACCUCCAUCCCCUGCUGGCGGAGGGUGGGAGACUCCUCCCGAUCAGCGCCGCCAUGUUCGGAUGGGAGGAUGCCCCGCUUCCUGUGGCGGUGGCGGACCCGGCGGUCAUAUCCUUCCUGCAGGGCACUCUGCUGCUCUUUGGUGCAGCUACCAGCGCCAUCCUGAGUCGCAAGCUGGCAGCUGCACCCUGGGCCUCCUUCGCCCCUCAGCUGGCCCUCAUCACCGCCUUCACUGCCGAGCUGUGGGUGCUCAUCCUGUAG
Messenger RNA from Volvox carteri f. nagariensis, 2595 nucleotides. Its product is annotated as nitrogen assimilation regulatory protein. The record is from RefSeq and is a predicted model, not a curated record. The transcript has 16 exons. Gene Ontology annotation, biological process: regulation of DNA-templated transcription. Lineage: Eukaryota; Viridiplantae; Chlorophyta; Chlorophyceae; Chlamydomonadales; Volvocaceae. Gene Ontology annotation, molecular function: transcription factor binding; ATP binding. The coding region runs from base 1 to 2595 and encodes 864 amino acids.